Molecule: messenger RNA, 2051 nt
Organism: Helianthus annuus (common sunflower)
Lineage: Eukaryota; Viridiplantae; Streptophyta; Magnoliopsida; Asterales; Asteraceae
Product: glutamate-rich WD repeat-containing protein 1
Exons: 13
Coding region: 416-1843 (475 amino acids)
Molecular function (GO): protein binding
Source: RefSeq, a predicted model, not a curated record
AUAGACACGAUUCUUUUUCUUAAUAGUGUUUUACCACCCUUAAAUGGCCAUUAAAGAAAUUUCAUCACUAAAAAAAAGUUUUAUCCUUCACCGAAGCUAUGAAGAUUCCAUCCGAGCAAUAUAAAACCCUAGUCUCUUGAGUUUUAUAAAACCCUAAAUACCUAAAACUAAAACCCUCUGUUCAGUUCUCCAUCUUCUUCACAACGGUAAAAAGCGAACAAAGCGCCUCCACCCUCACCUCACCCUCCUCCCUCCAGCGACCACCUCCAGCCGUCCGUCCUCCUCAAUUCUACUUUGGGAGUCAAAUUUCAUAUAGUUUGAUCAAACAUUGACAUCAAAAUUCAUAUGAAAUUGGAGUAUCUAAAAAAGUGAACCCAACGGAAAAACUCCUGGAUCCGCCACUCGUUAAUCAAAGAUGGUUCGAAGCUUGAAAAACCCCAAGAAAGCAAAGCGAAAGAACAAGAGCUCAAAGAAAGGAGACGGGUCUUCUUCUUCAAGCUCCUCGAUACCUUCUGUUCCAGCAAAGGUGUGGCAACCAGGUGUGGAUGCUUUAGAAGAGGGUGAAGAGCUUCAAUGUGAUCCUUCAGCUUACAAUUCUCUUCAUGCUUUUCACAUUGGCUGGCCCUGCUUAAGCUUCGAUAUUGUGCGCGAUGCACUUGGAUUAGUUCGGACAGAAUUUCCGCACACGAUAUAUUGUGUCACUGGAACUCAGGCACACAACGCUCCUAAUUCAAUUGGAAUAUUUAAAAUAUCAAACAUAUCUGGGAAACGUCGGGAACUAGUACCAAAAAAAACAUCCGAUGACACUGAUAUGGACAGUGAGAGUAGCGAUAGUGAUGAUGACGAUGCGGAGAAUGAUGGACCAAAGGCUCCAGUUUUCCAGGUGCGCAAGGUGUUUCAUGAAGGCUGUGUAAACAGGAUUCGUGCUAUGCCACAAAAACCGCAUAUAUGCGCAUCUUGGGGAGAUACUGGUCAUGUGCAGAUUUGGGAUGUCGGUUCUCAUCUAAACGCAAUGGCGGAGUCGGAAACUAACAUUAGCAAGGAUGCUACGACAAUAAUUAAUCAACCGCCGCUGGUUAAAUUUACCGGUCACAAGGAUGAAGGUUACGCAAUUGAUUGGAGUCCUCUAGUCCCCGGCAGGCUUGUUUCUGGGGACUGCAAGAAUUGCAUCCACUUAUGGGAGCCAGCUUCCGAAUCAACGUGGAACGUUGAUAGUAAACCGUUUGUCGGACAUACGGCCAGUGUUGAAGAUCUGCAGUGGAGCCCUACGGAACCGUUUGUGUUUGCGUCCGGUUCUGUUGAUAAAACUAUCGCGAUAUGGGACACGCGUAUAGGGAAAUCACCAGCAACUUCUAUUAAGGCGCAUGAAACGGACGUCAAUGUUAUUUCUUGGAACAGGCUUGCAAGCUGUAUGUUGGCAUCCGGUAGCGAUGACGGGGCGUUUUCUAUUCGUGAUCUUAGAAUGCUUAAGGAAGGCGAUUCUGUAGUAGCGCACUUUCAGUACCACAAACAUCCGAUAACAUCCAUUGAAUGGAGUCCACAUGAAGCGUCCACUUUAGCAGUAUCAUCGGCCGAUAAUCAAUUGACAAUUUGGGAUCUGUCUUUAGAACGAGACGAGGAAGAAGAAGCCGAGUUUAAAGCCAAAACACAAGAGGAAGUACAUGCACCCACAGAUUUGCCACCACAGCUUCUUUUUGUUCAUCAGGGUCAGAAAGACUUGAAAGAAGUUCAUUGGCAUACGCAGAUUCCAGGAAUGCUCAUAUCUACAGCUGCAGAUGGUUUCAACAUCUUAAUGCCUUCAAAUAUCGAAAGUAAUCUCCCUGCCGCUAAUGCUGCUGCUUGAACCCCAUGAUCAUAGUAUAAAAAAUGAACGUUUCGGUUAGUAUUGGAUUGAAUAUCUGAGAAGGGUAGAGUUUUUCCAUAGCUGUUGUCCGUGUCACAUUACAGAGUUCAUCACAUGAGACGUGUUAUCUUUAUGAUCCGAGUAUACCUUCUACAUAAUAUUCUUGGACUCUUGCUUUAUAUUUAUAUGGCGUUUGGUGUUUGAGGUU